Messenger RNA from Vicia villosa (hairy vetch), 468 nucleotides. Its product is annotated as secreted RxLR effector protein 161-like. NCBI's taxonomy places the organism in Eukaryota, Viridiplantae, Streptophyta, Magnoliopsida, Fabales, Fabaceae. Bases 1 to 468 code for a protein of 155 amino acids. The record is from RefSeq and is a predicted model, not a curated record. The transcript has 3 exons.
AUGGCAUACUUUCUAGGGAUGGAUAUUUUGUACUUUGAGAAGAAUAUCAUUCUGUAUCAACAAAAGUAUGAACUUGAGCUUCUGAAGAGAUUUGAGCUGAAAAAAUGCAAGUGUGCAGUCACACUUGCUGAGAUGGAUCACAAGCUGGAUUCUGAUGAUGAGGGUGGUGAUAUAGAUGCUACAACUUUUAAACAGAUUCUGAGGUAUAUUAAGAGGACUUUGAAGUUUGAAGUUUUGUUCCCUUUUGGAACUAAAAGUGAGUCAGAACUGAUGUGCUACUCAAAUUCUGACUGGUUUGGUGAUAGAGUUGACAGAAGAAGAAAUUCUAGAUAUUUUUUCAAAUAUCUGAGAAGUCUCAUUUCUUGGUUCUCCAAGAAGCAACCAGUGGUUGCAUUGUCAACUUGUGAAGUUGAAUACAUUGCAGGAUCUGAAGAUCAAGGUGAUGAAGCUUGUGAAGUUGAUGAUUGA